GAAAAUGAUGCAACUGCUUUAGGUUUUCAUACAUUGCAUGAAAAAUUCUUCGUAAUUCCAAAACAACUAACAAAUGAUAGCAAUUGUGAUCCAUUGGAAAAAAAGCAAAGGGGUGCCAAAGAUCUUUGCAAUAAUGUGGUGCAUUUUUUAAAAGAAAUAGCCAAAAAGAAGGGAACAGAACAAUAUCAACUUUGUAGUUAUUUGCCAUAUUGGUUAUAUGCUGAAAUAGCGAAAUUUAAGGUAGAUAACAACGCAAAGAUUAGCACUAUAUCUUUUAUUAAAGAACUUACGGAAGCGGUGAAAAAGGCUAAAAAUGGCAUUUCUGGAUAUAAGUGUAAUGUUUCACUUUAUGAUGCUAAUAUUACUUUAGAUGAAUGGAAAAUAAGGAAGUUUUUGUAUAUUUAUUUUAAAAAAUUUGAUGAACUUAGCCGUGAUGUCAAUCGCACGAAUAACGACAAAUGCAGUAAGCAUAAUAAAUAUCUUAAUAGCAUUAAUUCAUUAUAUAAAACGUAUUACACGAAGUUAGGAUGUGGGGGGUGGUUUUGGAGUAUUGGUCCUGAUUACUUUCCAUGUAGUUCUUCGUAUAACCCUAACAAACUUUUACCUAAAGUAACAACGUGUAAAGAUCAAUCACCUAGUCGUAGUACUUUACUUUCAUUUUUGCCUUUUUGGGGGAGCUCGAGUUCAUCGCAUUCAUCAUCUUCAAGCCAGGCAAGUACAGGGAAUCCAGCUUCUUCAGAUGUUCCUAAGGAUGGACCAUCAAAACCUGUAGCAGGUUCAGUAGGUGGCGUAUCCGCACCUGGCACGAAAUUAAAUGUUGUAAAAUCCCCAAGACCUGUAGGACCAGCAACUGUGGGACGUCUAGAUGCAACCGGAACGUUAAAUGGACGUUCUGCUUAUCCGAAUCAGCUAGAUCAAUUGUUACCUUUGCCUGACGGCUAUCCUGGCCUCCCUACACCACCUGAGGGCAGUGCCAGUUCAUUUGAUUUUCUUAAAAAAACACGUGAUAUAUUGAAAUCAGAUUAUUUUCGCCAUUCAGUCAUGGGGGUUUCAGUAAUUGGAGUACUUAUCUUCUUUUACUUUUACUUUAGUGUAAGUUAA
Molecule: messenger RNA, 1101 nt
Organism: Plasmodium cynomolgi strain B
Lineage: Eukaryota; Apicomplexa; Aconoidasida; Haemosporida; Plasmodiidae
Product: CYIR protein
Exons: 1
Source: RefSeq, a predicted model, not a curated record